AAAGGUCCGACAAUCGCUUCAUAGUCAUUCAUUUCGAAAACCUACAUCAACAUGAAAGCGUGUCAAGUUUUACUUCUUUUGGGACUCGUAGCCCUCGCCGCAGCCUCCCCGCAGAGGUCCGAUCGGGACCGUGAUCGUGAUGGCGAUGGAAGGCGUGGUGGUGGUCCACGGAGAGGAGGACCCAGAGACCGGGACGAAGAGAGAGAAGAUGACGGAGAGUGCCGCGAGGCUAAGCUCGAUUCUAAACGCGGCAAUUGCCGCAAGGCUGUCGUGAUUGUGGAUGAGGCCACUGAGUGCGCUGACGCCACUGGUCCCGUUGAAUUUCUGUCGCCGCAAGAAAUCUGCCAGGAUAACUCCGGACAAAAUGUGUACGUGUGCAAAAUCAAAGGUCGCCGUGAGGUGAUGGACUUGGUUGAAUCGUUCCUUGAGGAUAAAUUGGGGGAUGAAGCUGGCCGAAGGGAGAUCCGUGACGAGCUGUGCAACGAGAGUGCUGAUUUCUCAGACCUGGAUUUGUCAUCAUUGCAGAUCGAGGAAGGAACUUCCAAGAGAUGUAUGAUAUGUCCUUAAAUUGUCAUAUUGGUGCUAAUAUACCAAAAUUCAGAAAUGUGGAAAAAUAAAUCAACUUCAAUAUUGUUUUAA
Messenger RNA from Tigriopus californicus, 639 nucleotides. RefSeq lists its product as uncharacterized. The coding region runs from base 52 to 567 and encodes 171 amino acids. NCBI's taxonomy places the organism in Eukaryota, Metazoa, Arthropoda, Copepoda, Harpacticoida, Harpacticidae. The record is from RefSeq and is a predicted model, not a curated record. The transcript has 2 exons.